UAAUAAUUGUGUGGGUUCAAGUUGGGAAGUAAGUGAAGAUAUUCAUGAACCUUUAGGUUUAGAAUUAGAUAAUAGUUGUAUGGGUUCGAACGUAAGUGAAGUUAAUACUAGAUCCACUUUUGGUCUAGAAUUAGAAUUGGAAGGUGGUAUGGAUCCGGAAGUAAGUGAGGAUAAUUCUGGGCCUGUCUUGGGGCUUGAAUUAG
Molecule: messenger RNA, 203 nt
Organism: Racocetra fulgida
Lineage: Eukaryota; Fungi; Glomeromycota; Glomeromycetes; Diversisporales; Gigasporaceae
Source: the annotation of a GenBank genome assembly